AUGUGGGGGCGCGCGGUUGUGGCCUGCGCGGCACUGUGCGCAUGCGCGCGCGCUUGGCUCGGCGGGCCGGUGUGCGCGCGGGAGGCGGUGGGCGCGGGCGGCGCGCGGUACGUGGCGUUCCUGAGCGCCGGCUCCGCCGCCGGACCCGCGCUGGUCGAGAGCGUCUGGGCUGCCCCCGGCCGCCUCCGCGCCUGCUGGGCCCGCCGCGAUCCGCGCCUCGCCCGCGCCUUCCGUGCCGCCUGCCUGCAACACCCGCCUGCCGCGCCCGGGGCUGCGCUGCGCGGGGCCCUGUCCGCGCUGUGGCGGCGUCGUGCCGCCUGCACCGACCCCGUGCCGCCGGGACCGCAACGCCGCCGCCGCCGCCGGGGCUGGACGCUGCCAGGAACGCUGUGGUGCGGCGCGGGGAACUCGGCGGGGAACUGGAGCGAGCUGGGGCUCUUCCGCGGCCCCGACCGGUGCUGUCGGGAGCAUGACCAGUGCUGGGCGCAGAUCACGGCGCUGCAGUUCAAUUACGGCAUCCGCAACUAUCGCCUGCACACCGUGUCCCACUGCGAUUGCGACACCAGGUUCCGGCAGUGCCUGCUCGCCAUCAACGACACCGUUUCCAACAUCAUCGGCGUCACAUUUUUCAACCUGUUGGAGGUGCCGUGCUUUGUGCUGGAAGAGAGCGAGGAGUGCAUCCAGUGGUACUGGUGGGGCGGGUGUGAGCGUUAUGGAGUAGUGCCUCUGGCCAGGAUGGUGCAGCAGAAUCAGUACCACCCCAGUCUACCAGCAGAGGAGAGGGGCAGCCCCACUGUGCAGCCCCCGGGCAAGGGAAGGAAUUUCUCUAGAACAGGGCGUAAGCGGUUUCGACAGGAACUGAGGGCAAAGUCUGGGCGCCGCCAGGCACGGAGACCUAAGACAGCCCAGCAGCCACAGGGCCCAGGUACCCCUGUGUCGGCCAGGGACAAGGCUGAGCUCACAACCAGGCACCCAGCAGUGCGGUGGGGGCUAGAGCCUGGCCGUGCAACAGCAUCCACAGUGUCAGGACAGGAUUUGCUUGGACCAGAGCAAGGAGCUGGAAUCUCAGCACAUCCUCUGUGUGGCAGCCUUGGACCCAGCCCAGCCACAGCGCAGUGUGGAGUCACCCCCGUACCAGCUGUGAAGGGGCGCAGGCAGCAGGGCCCGGGCAGGGGGUGCAGGUGCAGCAAGCACCUGCGUAAGUGUGAGCACCAGAUUGCACCCCAUGAGGUGAGGUACCAGCUGCACAACACGGACAGCCGGACACUCUUCCACUGCAACUGCACGCGCAGGCUGGCACGGUGCCUCCACAGGGCAAGGGACUGCAGCAACAUGGACGUGGCUGUCCUGGCUGACCACAUCACCAUGGACUGCUUUGUGCUAGAACUGCCUGCUGCCUGCAGCCCAGGCAGGGGGUCACAGCACAGCUGUACCAUGAUGACCAGGGCUGUGCUUGUACCGGCACAGCAGCUCAAAAAGAUUCUAAGACGCUGGGGCCCUCUGCGUGUGAGCUCCAAGGCCAAGCAUCUACACUGGAAGACACAUGCCAGGGGAGGUACCCUCUGUGAGCAGUGCCAGCAUCUGGUUGUAGAGCAGACACCAGCUUAGCCCCACACAGUGCUUUGA
This is a messenger RNA of Melospiza georgiana, 1626 nucleotides long. RefSeq names its product phospholipase A2 group III (gene PLA2G3). Gene Ontology annotation, biological process: phospholipid metabolic process; arachidonate secretion. NCBI's taxonomy places the organism in Eukaryota, Metazoa, Chordata, Aves, Passeriformes, Passerellidae. Gene Ontology annotation, molecular function: A2-type glycerophospholipase activity. The record is from RefSeq and is a predicted model, not a curated record. The transcript is spliced from 7 exons.